Molecule: messenger RNA, 1160 nt
Organism: Morus notabilis
Lineage: Eukaryota; Viridiplantae; Streptophyta; Magnoliopsida; Rosales; Moraceae
Product: LAG1 longevity assurance homolog 3
Exons: 6
Coding region: 191-1117 (308 amino acids)
Biological process (GO): ceramide biosynthetic process
Cellular component (GO): membrane; endoplasmic reticulum
Molecular function (GO): sphingosine N-acyltransferase activity
Source: RefSeq, a predicted model, not a curated record
GCUAUUAUUACAACAAAAACCCAACCAAAAACUGAGUCCAAAGCGCCAGCUUUUCUUGUUUUCUCUAAAAGUCAAUAAUCUUUCAUGUGUGUUCUUCACACAACCCCAUCAAUCCACCAUUACUGAUCUUUCUUGUAACUUCACCAAAUUAUUUAUUUUCUUCCAAAAAAAAAGGAAAAAGAAAAGACAAAUGGGUCUGUUUGGAAUCUCUGGUUGGAUCAAUUUGGAGACUGAAUCUCAUCCACUUGCCCAAGACUUGUUGUUCCUUCCCUUCUUUGCUUUCCUUUUCCCUUCUGUUCGCCUUUUUCUCGACCGAUAUGUCUUUGAGGGAUUAGCAAAACGCUUGAUGUUUGGAAAAGAGCAUUCCAAGCUGAACUUUAAGAGCCAUGAGAACAAGAAGAUAGUCAACAAGUUCAAAGAAUCUGCAUGGAAAUGUGUAUAUUUCUUAUCAGCAGAGAUUCUAGCUCUUGGUGUUACUUAUAAUGAACCAUGGUUCACUAACACCAAGUACUUAUGGGAAGGGCCUGGUGAUCAAAUUUGGCCAGAACAGAAAAUUAAAGCAAAAUUGAAAGGAUUAUAUCUAUAUGCUGGAGGAUUCUACCUUUACUCAAGCUUUGCUUUGGUGUUUUGGGAAACAAGGCGCUCCGACUUUUAUGUAUCAAUGGCUCAUCACAUAGCAACUGUUAUUUUAAUCUUUUUGUCUUACAUAUUUAGGUUUGCUCGUGUAGGUUCAGUCAUUUUAGCCCUCCAUGAAGGAAGUGAUGUGAUUUUAGAAGUUGCAAAGAUGUCAAAGUAUUGUGGCUAUGAAGGGAUUGCCGGAUUUUUCUUCGUCAUUUUUGUUCUCUCAUGGACCGUCCUUCGCCUUAUUUACUUCCCUUUCUGGAUACUUUGGAGCACAAGCUAUGAAGUUGUUUUGGUAUUGGACAAGGAGAAGCAGAUGGUAUCAUGUUCCACAUACUACUAUCUGUUUAAUACACUUCUUUUCAGUUUGCUCGUUUGUCAUGUCUAUUGGUGGUUAUUGAUGAUUCGCAUGCUAAUAAAUCAAAUCAAGGCAAGAGGCCAGAUCAGUGAUGAUGUUCGUUCUGAUUCAGAAGGUGAAGAAGAACAUGAAGAUUGACCAUAAAAGAUGGACAAAUACAAUACGCUUGGAGAGUAAAAUU